Argiope bruennichi is the source of this 1633-nucleotide messenger RNA. RefSeq lists its product as uncharacterized. Bases 292 to 1467 code for a protein of 391 amino acids. Lineage: Eukaryota; Metazoa; Arthropoda; Arachnida; Araneae; Araneidae. The transcript has 2 exons. The record is from RefSeq and is a predicted model, not a curated record. Gene Ontology annotation, biological process: intracellular signal transduction.
GCUGUGGCUCCAUCAGAACUUUGUAGAAAACGUUUCGUUGCCUUUUGAAACGGGAUGGUAGUGAAUACAACUCAACCAUUAAUGUGCAAAAGGUUAACCUAAUUGCUAUUAAAUCUCUCUAUCAGUUUCUGGAUUGGAGGGCUCAGGUAGCAGAUCUUUGCAUGACAUAAAGAUUGGAAGAUGUAUUUAUUUAUUUAAUUGGAAUUGAGUUCUGCAUUGAGUCCACCUAAUAUUUAUUAAUAAAAUUAGUGCUAGAAAUUGAUUGGGAUUAUAUUCGCCUGUGUGCUUUUCAUGAAAAUGGAAGUUCAGUUUUAUGAUGAAAUAGAAUUUGAAACGAUUUCUCUUGAAGUACCUCGCGAUGUAGUUGUGUACAGUUUCAUUGCUCAGAGAUCUCUUACUUAUUUGGACUUAAGUGCAUGCGAGAAUACACUUCGAAUGAAAACUCCCUUCACAGAAGAACAAUGUAGAAAGUUGAUGGAACCAAGAAGGCAGAUUCUGUACACACUUCAUUUAGAUCUACCAACAAACUUGGAAGGCAGUUUGAGAGACGUUGCACCUAACGCAGAUGACACUGAAGAAUGCGAGACAUUUCACUUGGGAGUAAUAUUUGUUUGCGAAUGUCUAUAUACCCGCGAUCUUCAAAACUUCAUUAUUAAACCCAUCGUAUCAGCAAAAAACAAAAUGGAGAAGCUGAGAAAAUAUUUGAAAGUAAUUAAGCUUCUGAAACUCAACACGUGCAAGAAGAAUGUUAUAUUUUUAUUCGAGAACCUUAUAUUCGCUUUGUAUCCAUACUGCACAGACUCGAAUCUUGUGGUAGAAUUCGCUAUUACGUGUAGAUUUGAUUCUUGGAUCUUUUACAGAGAAAACCCAAUACUCGUUGGUUAUGUCCUACACCACGCAAUGCAAGUCAGAUACAAUAUUUGGCAAGUGUCUGACUGGGGGCUGGAUCCCGUCAAUGGUUGCAUCUUAUUUCAUAGACCAGGAAAUAUAAGCACGCUUCUUGAGUAUGGUACUGUUUUCCGCUUUCAACCCCGAGGUUACUUGGAAGUCUUCAGCGAACUUUUGGAAAGCAGAAUAUUAAGACGUCUUCUUCGAAAAAAUAUUGCUAAUCAAAGACUUUUCUUACUACUACAACUGUUCUACUAUGUGACAUUUCAUUAUCCUUUUUGGCAUGGUCUACUUUACAUCUGGAGGUCCAUUCCCGACCCAUAUCUCAGCAGAAAUGAAAUCCAUUUCCUUUUUGGAAAUGUAAUUUCGCCAAGAAGACUGUAUAGCAUGAUUGGGUAUUAUAAAUUUUACAUUAUUGAAGAAACUGUUGAGACAAAUGACAUUAUUCCGAGGUCUCUGCAACAUCUGUGUAGAAUUGCUGUUCGAAGCUAUCUGAAUCUUAAUUAUCAACUACCCUAUGGAAUCUACCAAUUGGGAAUGGCACAUUCAUUAAGAGAAUAUUUAAACCUUAGAUGUUAAUAAUUUAGUAAAUUAUUUAUAUGAAUAAUUUAUAAUGUAUUGAUACCUCGCUUUGCUCUUGUAUGUAUAUUUUUUAACUUAUUUCAUAAGCAAAGCAUAUAUUUUAUGUAAUCAACUUUUUAUACACUUGUUAAACCUUAAAAAUUACUUUUCAUAAAUUUGGAAA